GGGAGAACCAGGGAAACCUUCGAGGAUGCUUCUUCUAUAUUACUAUACUUGUAGUACCGGUAUAUCCUAUGCAGGCAUCCGUAAAAUCCUGUACAAUCCCGUCGCGCCAGUUUAACGUUUCAGGGCGGAACCGUCCCCCCGUCCCCGGGAUAUGGGUGGAACGUUACGAACGCGUCCUGGAGUCUUAACGUCACGUUGUAAGGGGAGCCGUUCGAUCUUUGACCACUGAGGGAUAUUGGAGAGGAUUUUUGAAACCCUACACACUUCGGCCGUUAACUGACUUCAGUUGACCCCGCGCUUUUUCCUCUCCUUUUACCAUCCGGCAAAUUCACCCACAGGAGAGGUAGGUAACGCGGUGUGGUGGCCCUCCACUGCGUCCGAUAUCGCAGCACACCUACCUCCACUUGGCUUUGAGAGGAGGGGCUGCUGCCAGCAAGCUGCAUCGGGGAACAAUGGCCGAGCAUGCUGUGCAACGCGACGCCGUCCAGGCUGCGCGCGCGAAACAGGAACUCGACGCCGUGGGAUCCAUACCGGAGGCCGACGCUCAAAAGGUGCUGUAUUUCAUCUGCAGCGAAGACGAGGCGGUCCGGAGGAAGGCUCUCGACUUUUACCGGGGCGCCCCGAAGAGGGACGUGUGCACGCAGUGCGAAAAGGAAUUUGACCCGGACAAGAACGCCUCCGACGCGUGCUGUUACCACCCAGGGGAUUUCGAGCUGGACGAAGAUCUGGAGGUCUGGGACGGCGUGGACGACUAUGACUGGCCCGCCGAACAUUAUGAAAGAGACAGCGAGGCCAAUCGUCAAGAUAUCCCCGAGGGAUUCAGGUGGAGCUGCUGCGACCGCGUGGGGGAUGUAAAAGGGUGCGAGACGGGGAGACACGAAGGCACGGGGGCGACCACUGCAGCAGCCACGACAUACGGACUGGCGCUCGAGGUCAACAGGAUGAAAGCGAAGAGGCUCGGCGAACUCGGCGGCAGGGUGGGCAAAGAGUCCGAGGUCCAUGUCCCGGGAGGGCAGGCUAGCAACAAGCGCAAGGCAGACGGCGAGCUCGGUGACGGCGACGCGAGCAAGGUGAAGAAAGGCGCCGGCGCGCAUUGACUGGGCAUUCUUUACUGAUGGGCGACUGGGCUCGGGUUCCACAGGACUAGUAGGUGCUGCUAAGACUUAUUUAUGCUAACACGAGUCUAAUGUUGAUGACGAUAAAGAUUAAGCGGUGAAGCUACGGAGUACUACUAUAUAUCCUCAGCCAAGACUUGUAUAUAUACCGAGCCUGUCUACCCGCGAAUUUAUGACGGGUAAGAUUCCUUG
This is a messenger RNA of Colletotrichum navitas, 1307 nucleotides long. RefSeq lists its product as uncharacterized. NCBI's taxonomy places the organism in Eukaryota, Fungi, Ascomycota, Sordariomycetes, Glomerellales, Glomerellaceae. The record is from RefSeq and is a predicted model, not a curated record. The transcript has 2 exons. Bases 453 to 1097 code for a protein of 214 amino acids.